Molecule: messenger RNA, 288 nt
Organism: Iphiclides podalirius (scarce swallowtail)
Lineage: Eukaryota; Metazoa; Arthropoda; Insecta; Lepidoptera; Papilionidae
Source: the annotation of a GenBank genome assembly
AUGCUCGUAUCGAGGAAAGCAAAUAGACAUCAGAACACAAUGGAGCGGACGUGCAUCCGCCUUGCGAUCUCCGCGCCCGCGGUCGCCGCCGCCGGUUGUUAUAAAACUGUAAAACUCGAUUGCACCGGCGCGAACAGCAGAGCGUGCCGGCACACAAAUCGGCGCGGCGCUCGCCGGAGAAAGUUUACCCGUUAUUCAGCCGCGAAGCCAUCGGCGGUGUUGAUGCACGUGUUGGACGCGUCGCUCUAUCCGACGAACAGGUGUGGCUGUAAACGGUGCUUGCUUACG